GCACGAGAAGCAACUUGGCAGUGUGCGCCGUGUUACGCGGGCCUUGCCCAGCGCCUUCAUUCUUUGUCCCCCAGGUUAUAGCUAUCAUUGUAGUCUGAUUACUGAAGCCUGCCUAUGAAACCACCCCACCAUAUGUGCCACAAUCUAAUUGCAUCCUUGUUGGAGACACUACACAUACACCCUGCUUCAGGUAGGAGCAGCCCAUUAGCUUCUGCUUUCAACAGUUAUCUCUACAACACCCAUGAACAUCAGAGUGACUGAAAAGGCAGUGUUGUCAUAAGGCGUGAAAAAUAGUGGAAACAAGUGGAAAAAUCAUUUCUUCAAAAUGAAAGGGGGAUAUAGGG
Geodia barretti is the source of this 344-nucleotide messenger RNA. The record is from the annotation of a GenBank genome assembly. NCBI's taxonomy places the organism in Eukaryota, Metazoa, Porifera, Demospongiae, Tetractinellida, Geodiidae.